Molecule: messenger RNA, 375 nt
Organism: Fusarium tjaetaba
Lineage: Eukaryota; Fungi; Ascomycota; Sordariomycetes; Hypocreales; Nectriaceae
Product: aminoglycoside phosphotransferase
Exons: 2
Coding region: 1-375 (124 amino acids)
Source: RefSeq, a predicted model, not a curated record
AUGAGUGUCGAGCAGCUCGCUACCCUCCAUGCCAGCACCUGGGGGGGUACAAGUGAAACAAUUUCGAUCAAAGAUGCAAUCUUGGGUUUGUUGGUGCCUGAUGAAUGGGAUAAACGUUUUGCUCUAGAUGCGAGACCUCCGCUUCCUGAGUCUAUGGAGGAUCGGGAGCGUAUGGCGGCGACAUUCACAGGAGAGCCUGGCUUUCUUGACUGGCAGGUAACUCAGUCUGCAUCAGCCAUGCAUAAUGUUACUUACUUCAUCGGCGGCGCACUGCCGUAUCAGGAUCGCCGCGCUCAUGAGAACGACCUCCUGCAGUCUUACCUCGGCGCCCUGAAGCACGGGGCUGGUCCGGAACUUGAGAUCGAGGAUGUUUAG